Molecule: messenger RNA, 1507 nt
Organism: Scatophagus argus
Lineage: Eukaryota; Metazoa; Chordata; Actinopteri; Scatophagidae
Gene: tfpt
Product: TCF3 (E2A) fusion partner
Exons: 7
Coding region: 268-867 (199 amino acids)
Biological process (GO): positive regulation of apoptotic process; apoptotic signaling pathway; apoptotic process
Cellular component (GO): Ino80 complex
Molecular function (GO): DNA binding
Source: RefSeq, a predicted model, not a curated record
AAACAUUUUAGUCACCAAGUAUGAGAGAGGAAUUGAGCCUCCGUCGUUUUAUGUUUGAUUUCAGACAAGUAUAUGUAUAAUUAGGACAUCGAAUAAUGUUUAUCGACGCUCUUAGAUAACCUGACUGUAAUAGACACGUAGUCUGUAGAGCAGACUGACCAUAUCAGACAGUUUGAAGUGGAGCUCUCAAACCGCAGGGCACAGCUGCUACGAGCGGACCGCAAAGCGUUUUGGACCAUAACCACCCAUAAAUAAUCUGUCUUCCAGAUGAUGGAGGAUUUCUCUGGUUUGGCUUUGCCUCCUCUGUUUGGAGGACACAUUUUGGAGGCAGAGCUGGAGCCUGGUGGUGUGGAGCUGGGACCAGGAGAGGUGGAGCUGGGCCCAGGGGGGAAUGAGCUGCUGGAGAGUACAGCACAGGAGGAUGAGGAGAGAAGAGCCCUUGAUAAGAGGAAAUAUCUGGCUUUGAGCAGAAGAUGUAAAGAAAUUGAACAGGUUAAUCAGAAGAUUCUUGGUCGCCUUCACCAAGUACAAAGAAUUACACGGCGCUUAAAGAAAGAGAGGAGGUUUCUCAUGAAGACUUUAGAUGCACAUGGGGAUGACUAUAGAAAUGCCCAGCUCACUAUUGUUCUAGAGGAUGAGCCUGGAGUCCAUUUAGAUCAUACUGCAGGAGUAGAGGAUGACCCGCUCAACGGCGUGUCUGGUUCCACUUCAUCUGCAGCUUUGCAUCGCUCUGCUGUACCAAAGAAGAGGAGACAUCGAAUUCCGAGGCAGGAAAAGGAUAAAGAUCAACAGACUGAACCAGACAUGUCAAUGUUGGCAGAGACACAGUUUGGAGAAAUUCCCAGUCCAACCUCUCUGUCUCACUGAUCAUUGCACUGUUCUGGAAAUGAUGAAGAAGAAGCACGAAGCAUCCAGUUUCUUUCACUGUUCAGUAGAUAUACUGCUUCUGUUCAGCCGGGUUUUGCACUGUUUGUCUUUUCACUUGAACAUAGUGAACGGAGAGAAUGAGGAAGUGAAGCUGAAAUGUUAUUCACCUGGUACAUAAUGUAUAUACACCUGUUUUGUAUAUAUUUUUGUUUCAUAAUAUUUUGUAACAAGAGUUGAUAACAUAACAAAACAUAAUUGUGGCAAACUGUGUGCACUGUCAUGGCCAACUUUGUUUGGUAAAUACAUGGCAACCCAGAUAUAAUUAUUGUGGGGGAGGAAACGAGACUUAUUAAUUGCGCUGACUAUAUAUUCCUGGAUGCUAUCAGUGAUUUCAUGGUUUAUGAUUUUAUAUCAGCAAGCAGAGUCAUGAUUAGUAUUAAAGUAUCAUAGACUGCAAUUUAUGACAAUUUUUUUUUGUUAUUUUAAAGUUUUAAAGCUUGUGUAUUUACAUUUUAAAAAGUUAAGAUCACAUCACAUUUUAACUUUAACAACUGAUACAAUGUGUGGCUUUUUCUGUUUCUAUACACAAGUUAUAAACGUUGUUUAAGUUUUGAGGUAGAAAUAAAAAGUGUGUGUGUCA